Molecule: messenger RNA, 1362 nt
Organism: Angiostrongylus costaricensis
Lineage: Eukaryota; Metazoa; Nematoda; Chromadorea; Rhabditida; Metastrongylidae
Source: the annotation of a GenBank genome assembly
AUGCCGGAUAUCACCACUCACGAUGUGGAUGGUUGCCGCCAGUUCAGUUCCUCUCAUCGCGGUAGCCCAUCGGAAUACUUGCUGAGGAUUUGGGCCAGUAAGGGAUAUUCGAUUCUGAGCCUGUACAAUCUUUUCGCGAUCACACGGAUGGUGCGCUGCAUGCGCAUUAUUCGUCACUUAUGUAGGUGUUAUCAUAUUUUACUUCCUCGUAAAUUUAGACUCACUUUGAACAGCUCUAAAUCACCACAGAAGCGAACGGAAUUUCUACUAGUAAUCUCUGCAGUAGUCCUCUUCUUCUGGGUGACUGCAAAUAUUUUUCGUCUCUCUCUGAAAAUCCUUUCUACGCGAUUCAUUUCCAGAAAUAUGUUGGAUCCAAUCUGGUCAGCUUUGCAGAAUACUCUCAUCGUACCAUACACUGAUUUACAGGAAGCUACAUCGAAUUUCUCGGACGAGAACAUCGUUGGCAGAGGUGGAUACGGUGUCGUUUAUGUUGGCGAAUGGAAGCAUACCAAAAUAGCAGUGAAGCGGUUUAUGGCAAAUGGAAGCAGAUGUGGCCAAAUCCAACGCGAACGCUUACGACAGAGUCUUCAGGAGCUGCGUACACUUGCGAAGUUCCGCCAUGACAAUAUCCUGCCUCUGUAUGCGUUUUCACUUGAGGGUCCGGAACCCUGUCUUGUUUAUCAGUUCAUGUUCAAUGGAUCUCUGGAGGAUCGUCUCUCAUGUCGGGGCAAUACUCCACCGUUAUUAUGGAGGCAGAAAAGGGAGAUUGCUGAGGGUACUGCUAGAGGACUGCAUUUUUUGCAUUCGAUGGCAAGCGUGCCGAUUAUUCAUGGAGAUGUGAAAUCUGCUAACAUACUGCUUGAUAAACAUUUUGAACCGAAGCUGGGGGAUUUUGGUUUGAGUCGUGAUGGACGGGUGGAAGUCAACGCGGAAGAAAAAUCUCCAUUAAUAGCAUCACAUGUGAAGGGAACCCUCGCGUAUUUACCACCAGAAUUCAUUACAAAUAAGAUCUUGUCUACCAAAAUUGACGUGUACAGCUUUGGCAUCGUUCUUCUUGAGAUCGCUACCGGAAUGCGUGCUUUCACGGAUUCACGUUCCCCUCCGAGUUUAGCUGACUACUGCUUCUCCGUCGUAAACCGUCAAAAAAGUACUUCAGUGGAGUCGUCUGUUUGGGAAGUAUUAAUGGACAAUCGUACUCCAUCUGUUGACAAUCAAGGUUGUCUUUUUGCUGACAUUCUCUGUUUCUGGAAAAGCGCUAUUUUUCAGAUGGCGCUAUGUCAUGGUGUAAAGGAAUCAUAUGUUUGGGUUUACAAUGUGCUAACAAGGAUCGGCUACUUCGCCCAUCUUUCCCAGAAAUACUGA